AUGGAGGCGAUUCUCGCGGCGAUGCGCGCGGCGCAAGGGGUGGAGGGGAUUUCAGAGGGGAACGCGUCGGAUGACGAAACGCGCGACGACGCGACGACGACGCCCGCGGGCGAGGCGGGGAGGCACCGGGCGAUGCAGACGGUGUGCGCGGAGUUCGCCGCGAGCGCGGGGGCGUGGUUGGGGGGACGGUGGUAUCAACACUUUGAGUCUUGGUUGUACAGCCGUCGGGGCGGAGACGCCGACGCCGACGCGUUCCCUCGCGGCGAAGACGCCGAGCGCGAUGCGGUGCUCGCGCGGAAAUUACGAGCGAGCGGUGCGUCGGAUGGCGAGGCGACGCGGAUAUGUCGACGGUUGGCCAAGGCGAGUGAAAACGCGCGACGAGCGGCGGCGAGCGCGGAGGCCUCGACGCGUUUCAACGCAAAGGCCAACAGAGUGCGCCGCAGAGAGUUCGAGGUCGGCGGAGACAAGGGCGUUCGAAAGGUGGAAUUGUCGUGCGGGAAGGUGAAGUUGGAGGUGAACGCGCGGCAUUACGCGGGAUUGCGACGACGGUUCGAGGGACGCGCGGACGACGAAGCGUUCCAUCGAGCGGCGUUUUGUCUUCUGGCUCGAUAUGCGUGUUUGCAGGGAACGCAUUACAAGGCUGGAAACAUGCAGGCUGCUGUUCCGACGGGAGUUUUGGACGUACUGCGAGGGAAAUUCGGCGUGCGUUGCGAGAUGUUUGCGUCGCCGCUGAACGCGUACCUGGAAGAAUACUGCUCCGCUGUGCCCGCGACGGAUCGACAGUUUGGAAGUCUCGGAUCGGCGUUUGAUUAUGAACCCGAAGAGGGGUCGUUCGAGUGCAACCCCCCGUUUGAUGAGGAGUUCAUCUCGCGAUUGGCGGGACACCUCGAGCGAUUGCUGGCGAAGAAUAGUAAGAAGCCACUGUCGUUCUGCGUGAUCGUCCCGAAGUGGCUGGAGAGCCGUGGAUGGAAGCGAAUGGCGAAGAGUGUGUAUUGUACCUCGAACACAUCGCUCGAGGCAAAGGAGCACGCUUUUAUCAGCGGCGCGCAACACUCGCGCGUGGAUCAGAUGACGGCGUCCGCCGCGGCGACUAGCGUCAUCUUCUUGCAAAAUAGAGCGGGCGAGCGCAAGUGGCCCGUCACCGCCGACGCGAUCGACAUGAUUCGAGCCGCGUUCUCACCAAUAAAGAGUCAUACGCCUCGCGACGUGGAAAAAUGGGAUCCGGACGCUCCGCUCGGGUUAGGAACAAACACCCGGCGACUUCCGGCGGGAUCGAAGAGUUGGGUGUACGCGUCGAAGCGACAGUCACCCGCGGACGAAACCGUCGAGACGCCGGCGAAGAAGAAAAAGAAGUCGAAAAAAGUCGCGAAUGGCGCGAUUUCGGCUGAUUUUUUCCGUGACUGA
Ostreococcus tauri is the source of this 1404-nucleotide messenger RNA. Its product is annotated as Phosphorylated CTD interacting factor 1, WW domain. Gene Ontology annotation, molecular function: RNA polymerase II C-terminal domain binding; mRNA (2'-O-methyladenosine-N6-)-methyltransferase activity. The transcript has a single exon. The coding region runs from base 1 to 1404 and encodes 467 amino acids. NCBI's taxonomy places the organism in Eukaryota, Viridiplantae, Chlorophyta, Mamiellophyceae, Mamiellales, Bathycoccaceae. The record is from RefSeq and is a predicted model, not a curated record.